AUGGCAAAGGAGAGGAGUUCUAACAGAAGCGGUGGCAGGUUUAGGAGGGGUGGGCAAUCUGAGGAGAUUCCAGUCAGGGAGGGUGAUGGUCCUAUGUCAGAAGAUGAUGAUGAGGAGAGUGAGGAUGAGGACUUUUCUGUAUCUGAUGAGGGGGAAGAUGAUGAUGUGACACAGUUUGUGGAUUCUGAUGUGGAGGAGGAAGACCUUUUGGAAGUGGAUGUGGGUGAAAAGACCUUUGAGAAUUCAUUAGACGGGGAAUCACAUUUGGAUAAGGUGUACAAGAAUGGAAAACUUGUGGGGGAGAUGCUUUAUGGGGAGAUUAAACUGGAACCUUGGAUGAUUUUCUCAAGCAAAGAACAUUUCCUAGAGGUGUUAAGGGAUUUCUGUAUCCAAGAAGGGUUUGCUUUGACUCCGGAUAAGCAUGAUUCCAAGAGGUUCACAGCAAGGUGUUAUCAAGAACAAUGCAACUGGAGGAUUCAUGCAUCUAUGCUCAUGGAUGGGGUUAGUUGGGCAAUUAAGAGUGUGACAGGGGAGCACAAACUGUGUGGCAGAUUAGAUUCUAACCCCAUGGUUAGUUCUGAGUGGUUGUGUAAGAAACUCAUGGAGGAUAUUAAAUCUAAUCCUGACUAUCCUGUUGAGGGCCUACAAGAAAGAUGCAGGGUGAUGUUUAGGAUUGAAGUGAAGUUGAGGUUGUUGUAUAAGGUUAGAAAUAUGGCUAAGGAGUUGAUUCAUGGGGGGUUUAGUGAGUCCUAUGGUCUGCUGCCAGCUUAUGCAGAGAUGAUCAAGAGGACAAAUCCCGGAAGCUAUGCUCUUGUGACAUGGACUAAGGAGAUUGUUGGUGCAACCCCUCACUUUAAGUCAUGUUUCUUUUCCUUUGCUUGCAUGAUCAAGGGGUUUUUUGAAGGUUGUAGGCCAAUUAUUGGCAUUGAUGGUGCUCACCUCAGUGGAACCUACAAGGGACAAAUGCUCACUGUAAUUGCCAUAGAUGGGAACAAUGAGAUAUUCCCAAUUGCUUAUGGGAUUGUUGAUGGAAAAACUGGAGACACUUGGGCAUACUUCUUCAGAUGCUUGAGACAAAUGUUCAGAAACUUUGGUGUGCACAGAGAGGACUGGACUUUCAUAAGUGACAGAAUGAGGGGUGUGGAUGGUGCUGUUUAUGAAGUGUUCCCCCAAGCAACAAGGAGAGUGUGUGCCCAACACUUGUACUCCAACUGUAAACAAGCUGGCUGGUAUGGAACUGCCUUCCAUAAGUCCUUCUGGGUUGCUGCAAAUGCAUACAACCCAUAUGUGUACAACAAGGCAAUGGAGAAGAUUGCCAAAAUUGAUCCAAAGGCUGUGGAUUAUCUGUCCCAAGUGCCAGAGCAGUGGUCAAGGCACAAGUUUGAACCACAUGUGGUUUGUGAUCACAACACCACCAAUUUUGUUGAAUCUUUCAACGCUUGUACCAAGCCUUUUAGAGACAUGCCAGUGUACACUCUGAUGGAAGAGGCUAGGAGUUGGUGUAUGAAGAAGAUUGGGUCUAGAUUUGACAAGGCUGUAGAAAUGGGGCCAAACCAAUUGACUGAAUAUGCUGCUGGGGUAUUAGAAGAGAGGAGUCAACAGUCUAGGUUUUGUUCUGUAACAGUUGCUGGGGGAGGGGAAUAUGAAGUGAAAGAGGGGGCUGUCAAAUACCCUAUUAAGUUUGAUGCAAGGACUUGUGGUUGUGGAGUAUGGCAAAUAUCUGGCAUACCUUGCAGACAUGGCCUUAGGGUUAUUUACCACCAAAGACUUGAGGCUACUGAUUUUGUGUCUCACUACUUCAAAGGGCAAGCAUACAAGUUAACUUACUCAGAGCACAUACACCCCAUGCCUGACCCAACCCAAUGGCCUUCUUUUGACCUUCCUAUUAUCCUCCCACCACCCAUGAAGAGAGCAUCUGGUAGACCCCCUAAACUGAGAAAAAGAGGUAAACAUGAUCCAAAAAGGGGAAAGAGAAAUAGCACUGUGAGGUGUGGUAAGUGCAAGGAGGUGGGACACAAUGCAAGGACAUGCAGAGGUGGGGCCACAGCAAAGCAAAAGAAGGCUGCUGCUGCUGCUGCUGCUUCUGGUUCUGCUGGUGCAGCUGCUGCUGGUGCUUCUGGUUCUGCUGGUGCAGCUGCUGCUGGUGCUUCUGGUUCUGCUGGUGCAGCUGGUUCUGGUGCAGCUGGUUCACAGCAAGGGGGAGAUCAAGGUGCUUCCAGUUCACAGCAACAACGUAAUGCAUCAAGCGUACUUGAUUUUGUGAUUUAUGCAUAA
Molecule: messenger RNA, 2274 nt
Organism: Spinacia oleracea (spinach)
Lineage: Eukaryota; Viridiplantae; Streptophyta; Magnoliopsida; Caryophyllales; Amaranthaceae
Exons: 3
Coding region: 1-2274 (757 amino acids)
Biological process (GO): DNA transposition
Molecular function (GO): transposase activity; zinc ion binding; DNA binding
Source: RefSeq, a predicted model, not a curated record